Molecule: messenger RNA, 1499 nt
Organism: Drosophila guanche
Lineage: Eukaryota; Metazoa; Arthropoda; Insecta; Diptera; Drosophilidae
Gene: Cyp311a1
Product: probable cytochrome P450 311a1
Exons: 7
Coding region: 29-1477 (482 amino acids)
Molecular function (GO): iron ion binding; heme binding; monooxygenase activity
Source: RefSeq, a predicted model, not a curated record
GGUCAGAGAGCGAUUACACAUAGCCGAGAUGCCUAUUUGGUUGCUGUUGCUGUUGGGCCUGGCACUGCUGUUGCUCCUACGGAAAUGGUCGUUGCUGCGCCUGGGCAGCAGCCUGCCCGGACCCUGGGCUUUUCCGCUGCUGGGCAACGCCCAAAUGGUGGGCAAGCUGCGGCCCGAGUUCAUCUUUCUGGUCUUUACAGAGCUACGCGAUCGCUUUGGCGCCACCUAUCGCCUGUGGCUGGGGCCGCAGCUGUGGGUUUUCCUGCACACAGCAGAGGAGACGCGCGAGGCGCUGCACGAUCCCACACUGCGCAAGGCGGAGACCUUUCUCCAGCUGGAGCCGCUCAUCGGCAAUGGGCUGCUCAUAAGUCAUGGCUCCCACUGGACGCAGCAGCGUCGUCUCCUCACGCCCGCCUUUCGGCCCAUCCUUUUGCGCAGCUUUGGCCCCAGUGUGGCCAAGCAUGCGGAUCGUCUGAUCGAGCGACUCGAGGCGACCAGCGGCGCCUUUCUCGAGCUAACAGAUCCACUCUUUGCCUGUCUGCUGGACGCCAUCGUGGACACCUCCAUGGGUGGGCGGCUGGAGACGCAGUCUGUGGCCCACUCUCCCAUCAUCAGAGCCUUCCAUCGCAGCAGUCAGCUGCUGUUCAAGCGCAUGAUCAAUCCCCUGCUGGCCUCCGACUGGAUCUUCAAGCGCACCCAACUGUGGCGUGAGUUGAGCGAGCAGCUUCAGGUUAUCCACACGCUGAUGGAUUCGUUGAUUGAGCGACGCUCCGCACAGCUCCAGCAAGAGGGGGAUGUGCCCCGCAGGUCGCUCAAUCUGCUGGACACGCUCCUGUUGGCCAAGAUCGAUGGUGAACCCUUGAGCCGAAAGCAGAUACGCGACGAGGUCAACACUUUUGUGUUUGCGGGCGUGGACACAACGACAGCGGCCAUGUCCUUUGUCCUUUAUGCACUGGCCAAGCAUCCCGAGGCACAGCACAGAUUGCUGGAGGAGUUGCGGCAGCUACAGCCAAAUGCAUCAAUGGAUUUGGAUACCCUCAAUGAGCUGCCCUAUCUGGAUGCACUGCUCAAGGAGGUGCUGCGCCUGUACACGAUUGUGCCCACAACGGGACGCCAGACCACACGCUCCACUGUCAUCGGUGGCCGCAAGUACUGCGCUGGCGUCACGCUCUGGAUCAACAUGUACGGCCUGGCACACGAUGCGAGCUACUAUCCCCAGCCGUAUGCCUUCAAGCCGGAGCGCUGGCUGCAGCAGACGGAGACGGAGGCUGCUUCCUUCAGCUACAUUCCCUUCUCGGGCGGUCCGCAUGUCUGCAUUGGGCGUCGAUACGCGCUUCUGCUGAUGAAACAGCUGACGGUGCGCAUAGCGACUGCAUUUCGGUUGGAACUGCGCCCGGACGAACCCGAGCUGACGCUGCAGGCACAAAUGGUGCUCAAGGCACGUGAGGGCAUCCAUGUGGCAUUUACAAAACGCUGACCAAGUCAGCCCUGGACGAGCC